GCUGGAAGAGAUUUGUCCUCCACGCGCCGCCGUACCCAGACCACGCCCACUUUUGCCCUCGACCGUGGCAGAGCCGCAGUGAGCGGCGCGUGGCCGGGGGGUGCGCGAGCCUGUCAGGAUCCAGCUAGGGAGCGCGAGAAGGGACACAAACCAGCGGCGACGGGCGCGCGCCCACCGGCCCAUCUCCCUCCUCUUCCAUUCUCCUCAGCCGCUCGCCUCAGGCCGCCGCCUCUUUCUCUUCUCCUUCCCCGCUCGCUCAGCCAUGUUGGCCGCCGCUCAGCUCCUCCGCUGCGCCGCGCUCCCCCUCCGCGGCCUCGCCCCGAGGGCCUUCGCCGCAGUGGCGUUGCCUGUGCGUUGCUAUUCUCACGGGUCUCAAGAGUCAGAUGAAGAGUUUGACGCUCGCUGGGUGACGUACUUCAACAAACCAGAUAUCGAUGCCUGGGAGCUAAGGAAAGGUAUGAACACCUUGGUUGGUUAUGACCUGGUUCCCGAACCAAAAAUCCUUGAUGCUGCUUUAAGGGCAUGCCGGCGACUAAAUGACUUUGCAAGUGCCGUCCGUAUCUUAGAAGUUGUAAAGGACAAAGCAGGCCCCCACAAAGAAAUCUAUCCCUACGUUAUCCAGGAACUUAGACCAACUUUGAAUGAAUUGGGAAUCUCAACUCCAGAAGAACUUGGCCUGGAUAAAGUCUAAGUGUUUCAGAUGAGCUUCCCAAGGGUUUAUUGUUCACGCUACCUGUUGUCUGGAGACAGAUGUUAUAAUAUUACUUAUUUGAAAUAAAAUUCUUCCUGUUAUUGAAUCCUGGAAUAUGCACGGUGACACUGGGCCUAUUAAAGGGAAAACCUGGUUUGAA
Sphaerodactylus townsendi is the source of this 851-nucleotide messenger RNA. Its product is annotated as cytochrome c oxidase subunit 5A, mitochondrial. Gene Ontology annotation, cellular component: mitochondrial inner membrane. NCBI's taxonomy places the organism in Eukaryota, Metazoa, Chordata, Lepidosauria, Squamata, Sphaerodactylidae. Bases 263 to 691 code for a protein of 142 amino acids. The transcript has 5 exons. The record is from RefSeq and is a predicted model, not a curated record. Gene Ontology annotation, biological process: mitochondrial electron transport, cytochrome c to oxygen.